ACCUGGGUAAAUUAAGACAUGUCACAUAACAUAAAUACCGGGUGUAUUGGAUCUUGUUAUCAUCAGUUGCAUUUUCUCUGUCAGUACCACUCCUGUACCUGGCAUCAUGUGCAUUUUGAGACUGACGGUGGUCACAUUGCUGGCUACAGCUUGCUGCACACUAACAGAUGGAGCAAUCAGCAUCACGUGUGAAGGCUCUGAUGCUUUACUGCAAUGUGAUGGAGGUAAGAUCCAUAUCAAGCGUGCGAACUACGGUCGUCGUCAACACGAUGUGUGUUCUAUUGGGCGCCCUGAUCACCAACUCACCGACACCAACUGCCUCAGCCAAUCCUCCACCAGCAAGAUGGCAGAAAGAUGCGGUGGGAAGAGCGAGUGUAUUGUCCCUGCAUCCAAUUUCGUUUUUGGAGACCCCUGUGUCGGGACUUAUAAGUACCUGGACACCAAAUACUCCUGUGUCCAACAGCAUGAAACAAUAAGCAGCAUCAUAUGUGAAGGCUCUGAUUCUCAACUACUAUGUGAUCGAGGUGAGAUCCGUAUUCAGCGUGCCAACUAUGGUCGUCGUCAACACGAUGUGUGUUCCAUUGGGCGCCCACAUAAACAACUCAAAAACACCAACUGCCUCAGCCAAUCCACCACCAGCAUAAUGGCAGAAAGGUGUGAUGGAAAGCGCCAGUGUAUCGUCAAGGUAUCCAACUCUGUGUUCGGUGACCCCUGUGUCGGAACCUAUAAGUACUUGGAUGUGGCUUACACCUGUGACGAUAUCUUCCUGGGGAGCCUGAAGAUGUACAAGGCUUCAGGGAUAUCUUCAUCAGAAAUACCGGGUGUAUUGGAUCUUGUUAUCAUCAGUUGCAUUUUCUCUGUCAGUACCACUCCUGUACCUGGCAUCAUGUGCAUUUUGAGACUGACGGUGGUCACAUUGCUGGCUACAGCUUGCUGCACACUAACAGAUGGAGCAAUCAGCAUCACGUGUGAAGGCUCUGAUGCUUUACUGCAAUGUGAUGGAGGUAAGAUCCAUAUCAAGCGUGCGAACUACGGUCGUCGUCAACACGAUGUGUGUUCUAUUGGGCGCCCUGAUCACCAACUCACCGACACCAACUGCCUCAGCCAAUCCUCCACCAGCAAGAUGGCAGAAAGAUGCGGUGGGAAGAGCGAGUGUAUUGUCCCUGCAUCCAAUUUCGUUUUUGGAGACCCCUGUGUCGGGACUUAUAAGUACCUGGACACCAAAUACUCCUGUGUCCAACAGCAUGAAACAAUAAGCAGCAUCAUAUGUGAAGGCUCUGAUUCUCAACUACUAUGUGAUCGAGGUGAGAUCCGUAUUCAGCGUGCCAACUAUGGUCGUCGUCAACACGAUGUGUGUUCCAUUGGGCGCCCACAUAAACAACUCAAAAACACCAACUGCCACAGCCAAUCCACCACCAGCAUAAUGGCAGAAAGGUGUGAUGGAAAGCGCCAGUGUAUCGUCAAGGUAUCCAACUCUGUGUUCGGUGACCCCUGUGUCGGAACCUAUAAGUACUUGGAUGUGGCUUACACCUGUGACUGAAUGAUAUCUUCCUGGGGAGCCUGAAGAUGUACAAGGCUUCAGGGAUAUCUUCAUCAGGUUGUGCUGUUUUCCUCCAACCUCCAAAUCAACUUCAAUGACCAUUGUAAACCUGUGUAGAUUGUUUAAGAAAUGCUUCAACACCAUUUCUGAACUGUGGUUGUUGGUCUGAAUUAAAUGAAGCGGCAGGAAGACGAUACUAGUUGCCUCUUGUACAUUAAUAAAUGUCACACCAAUAUUACU
Messenger RNA from Oncorhynchus mykiss (rainbow trout), 1780 nucleotides. NCBI's taxonomy places the organism in Eukaryota, Metazoa, Chordata, Actinopteri, Salmoniformes, Salmonidae. The record is from RefSeq and is a predicted model, not a curated record.